Messenger RNA from Xyrauchen texanus (razorback sucker), 4723 nucleotides. Its product is annotated as muskelin. The transcript is spliced from 18 exons. The coding region runs from base 9 to 2213 and encodes 734 amino acids. Gene Ontology annotation, cellular component: cytoplasm. Lineage: Eukaryota; Metazoa; Chordata; Actinopteri; Cypriniformes; Catostomidae. The record is from RefSeq and is a predicted model, not a curated record. Gene Ontology annotation, molecular function: protein binding.
ACAUCAAGAUGGCGGUUGCUCCUGACAGCAGAGUGCUCUCCUACAGUGUUUAUAAAUGGAGCUCGUACUCCUCUACGUAUUUACCCGAGAAUGUUUUAGUGGACAAACCUAAUGAUCAAUCUUCCAGGUGGUCAUCUGAGAGCAACUACCCUCCACAGUACCUAAUCUUAAAACUGGAGAGACCAGCUAUUGUUCUGAACAUCACCUAUGGCAAAUAUGAAAAAACCCACGUGUGCAACCUGAAGAAGUUCAAGGUGUUUGGUGGCAUGAGCGAAGAAAACAUGACGGAACUCUUGUCCAGUGGCCUUAAGAAUGACUUCAACAAGGAGACAUUCACACUAAAGCACAAGAUCGAUGAGCAGAUGUUCCCCUGCAGGUUCAUUAAAAUAGUGCCUCUUAUGUCGUGGGGUCCCAGUUUUAACUUCAGCAUCUGGUAUAUUGAGUUACAUGGCAUAGAAGAUCCAGACGUUGUCCAGCCCUGCCUUAACUGGUACAGUAAGUUUUUGUCUGUACAGUACCGUGAACAGGAGGCCAUACGCCUGUGUCUGAAACACUUCCGUCAGCACAACUACACGGAAGCCUUCGAGUCCCUGCAAAAGAAAACACGCAUUGCCCUGGAGCAUCCCAUGCUCACACACCUCCACGAGCGGCUGGUCCUGAGAGGAGACUUUGAUGCCUGUGAAGAGCUCAUAGACAAAGCUGUGAGAGAUGGUUUGUUUAACCAGUACAUCAGCCAACAGGAUUAUAAACCACGUUGGAGUCAGAUUAUCCCCAAAUGUAACAAAGGUGAUGGUGAUGAUAACAGGCCUGGCAUGAGAGGAGGUCAUCAAAUGGUCAUUGAUGUUCAGACCGAAACCGUGUAUCUGUUUGGAGGCUGGGAUGGAACGCAGGACUUGGCCGACUUCUGGGCCUACAGUGUGAAGGAGAACCAAUGGGCCUGUAUCUCCAGGGACACUGAGAAAGAGAAUGGACCCAGUGCUCGCUCAUGCCACAAGAUGUGCAUCGAUUCACAACGGAGGCAGAUCUACACGCUGGGCCGUUAUCUGGACUCCUCUGUCAGAAACAGCAAGUCCCUGAAGAGUGACUUCUAUUGCUAUGACGUUGACGUCAACACAUGGACCCUGCUCAGUGAGGACACGUCUGGCGAUGGAGGGCCCAAACUUGUGUUUGACCACCAGAUGUGCAUGGACUCCGAGAAGCACAUGAUAUACACUUUUGGUGGACGGAUUUUGACUUGUAAUGGCAGUGUAGAUGACAGCAGGACUUCUGAACCUCAGUUCAGUGGGCUCUACGCAUAUCACUGUCAAGCUGGAAGCUGGAGUCUGCUCAGAGAGGACUCAUGUAACGCCGGGCCAGAGGACAUUCAGUCACGCAUCGGACACUGCAUGCUCUUCCACACGAGAAAUCGUUGCCUGUAUGUUUUCGGAGGUCAGAGGUCCAAAACUUACUUGAAUGAUUUCUUCAGUUACGAUGUUGAUGGCAACCAUGUGGAUAUCAUCUCAGAUGGCACUAAGAAGGACUCGGGCAUGGUGCCAAUGACGGGGUUCACCCAGCGUGCCACUAUUGACCCGGAGCUGAACGAGAUUCAUGUACUAUCAGGACUCAGCAAAGACAAAGACAAACGUGAGGAGAACGUACGCAACUCAUUCUGGAUCUACGACAUUGCACGCAACAACUGGUCUUGUGUUUAUAAGAAUGACCAGGCGGUGAAAGAAAACCCCACUAAGGCCCUGCAGGAAGAAGAACCUUGUCCUCGUUUUGCACACCAGCUAGUCUAUGAUGAAUUGCACAAGGUGCACUACCUUUUCGGUGGAAACCCAGGGAAGUCCAGCUCACCUAAAAUGCGAUUGGAUGAUUUCUGGUCCCUAAAGCUUUGCCGCCCUUCCAAAGAAUAUCUGCUUCGACACUGCAAAUACCUCAUUCGCAAAUACAGGUUUGAGGAGAAGGCUCAGACGGAGCCCCUGAAUGCACUGAAGUAUCUACAGAAUGACCUGUCUCUAACCGUAGACCAUUCAGAUCCUGAUGAGACGAAAGAGUUCCAGCUCUUGCCCUCUGCUCUGUUCAAAUCCAGCUCAGACUUCAUUCCUCUAGGAUUUUCAGACGUGGAUCAGACAUACGCCCAGCGCACACAACUCUUCGACAUGCUUGUUAACUUCUUCCCUGACAAUAUGACCCCGCCCAAGGGUAACCUUGUUGACCUCAUCACCAUGUAGCCAUGCCCACACACAUUAAACCACACCCUCCGAAACCUCUCAAACUCCUCCCACCCAAAACCGGAAUUAUUUUUCUACAUGUUCCACGUGAGGUGUGCCAUGCCCACCUGUUUUUCCGCUUCUACAGACCUCUUAAACGUCACUAAUACAUAUUUAAAAUGCAAAAAUAUACAUCUCUACUCUGAAGUGCCAGGGUUGCAUUAUUUUAAGUGGUGUCCGAGUGAAUAGAAUCUGAAUUCUACAUAUCUGCCAAAAUAUGAAGUUUUUUUUUUUUUUUUAUCUGCUUAGUUCCAAGUCUAUUUCAGUGUUAUCAUUUGAGUUUUUUCCUCUUGAAUAUAGUCUCUUGAUUUCUCUUGGUUGAAAAAUAGCCAAGUCAUAAAUCUGAACAGUUUACAUUGUAAAAUGAGUGGAUUUGAUUUAUGAACAAUUUGUGAUCAAAAAGGGUUCCUUUCCACCUUGCUCUCUUAAAUCCCUUUUUUAUGAAUGAACAUACGUGUGUAAAGCUGGUCAAGGCGGUAGAAGCAAAGAUCAGAGCUGCCUCCCAGAGUCUGUUUUCUGAUUCCAGAGGCUGUUAAUGGUGUCAUUUGAUUACAUUUUUGAUUGAUGAAAUAUGAACCAUUCUGAGGCAUUUGUCCAUUCUCAAUACUGGAUUUAGAUGCUGGCUUCCAUUUUAACCUGAGUGCUGCUAUUGGAUGCUGUCAUGACAUCAUUGUUUCUUCAAUAGCGAUUAGACAUUGAACUCCACAACUACAAGUUGCCAUCCACAAAUCUGGCAAAGAAUAUAAAAACAUGUUUUAAGGUAAAUGUGUAGUGUACACAUUUAUAUUUAGCACAAGACAUUUUUUCCACUGUGUGUGUGCGCAUGUGUGUGUGUGUGUGUGUAGAGGAAGGCAAAAAUUGGUAGCACUUUUAUAACAGAUCAUUGCACUUCUAUCCAUUGGAAAGUAAUUAGACUCUCAUACCACAAUUGGAAAAAACUGAAAAAGUUGGUAAAUGAAUCCCAUUGAGUUCUUGAAGUUCUCUAACAAUGUAGAUUGCUGAUUGUGUUUGCUAAAGUUUUUGUCCACGUGUGGCUGCUUUUAUCUGAAAUUCGAUAUAGUCAGGUGCCAUACUGCUAUGUUACAUAGAAUGUUCAGCUUUAAAUGUUGAACUUACUGGUACCAGCUCAAAGGAGCUUUAUUUGGACCACUGAAUACUAAAGAGCCCCCUCAUUAUUUAUUACUAUUAAUAUUAUUAUUAUAAUUUCUUGGUGAUCUUGGGUGUGUGUGAGACCCUGAUAGUGAUGUCUUAUGUUUCCCUCUAUGAUGUCAUUGAGACAUUUGUAUGCCCUUCAUUCCGUAUGAGCUUUAGAUUGUUUACAAUCAUGGACAGACAGACAAAAACAUGUUGGAGGGUUGUCUUCCAUGUGGUUGUGUGUGUGUAAUUGAGCUGUGCGUAUCUUUUUUUGAAGCCCAGAAAACUUUGUUUGUCACAUUAGUUUUACAACAGUUUUGUUUUUCUCCCUGUGCACAAUGAGUAUGAAGUGUUUGCCCUAUUCUCAUGGGAAAUUAUCAUCUUCCUGUAAUUCAUUUUAAAUUUGCUUAAGACUUUGCCUAACCCAUGCAAAAAAUUUUAAAGGCUUAAAGAACAGUGUGAACUAUGCUUCAUUCUGCUGAUAUGUUCUCCCAACCUCACUAAGUGUCAUGUUUCAGUCCCUCUGAACUCAGUAUUAGUUUUUGUUUUGGUUCUGUGCAGUCAGAUGUAUAUCUGCAUAGAUAUACUUAAAGGGUUAGCUCAACCAAAUAUGAAAGUUCUGUCAUGAUUCACUCCCCCUCAUGUUGUUCCAAACCCACAUGAUUUGCUUUCUGCUGUGGAACAACAUCAAAGGAGAUGAUGUACAAAAUUAUCUUUUUUUAUUUUUUCAGUGCAAUGAAAGUGAAUGACGGGGUAACAUUCAGCCUUACUUCUCCUAUUAUGUUCCAUGGAUGAAUGCAAGUCAUAUGGUUUUGGAACAACAUGAGGGUAAAUAAUGACAGAAUUUUCAUUUUGGGUUUACUAUCCUUGGGAAUUCACCAGAGUGGAAAUGUGACCUCUCCAUGAUUAGCCCAUUUAUGAUUUGUUUGAUUAAUCGUGAUCGAUUUCCUUCCAGGAAUGGAAAUAAUUUGCGUGUUCACGAUUUGGAUUUCAAGGCUUUCUUUGACUUUAGUUUUUAGAAUUGUCUUUAUGCCAGGAAGAAAAGAGGAAAAAAUAAAUCAAGGAUACACUAGAGGAUUUACACUUAUAACCAGAGAAUUAUCUCUGUCAAUGCCAAAUACAUUUUCUUGCUUUUGGUGUACAUUUCUGAAGUAUCAGAGAUGAAAUUUCAGGUUCUCUUUUCCUCCCUCCUGGAAAUCUCAUCUCUGUGCGUCCCCUCAUCUCUUGAGCGUGGACGGUGAGAUGUCAGCACUACGCUGUGGCUCUCAUGAAUGUGUAGAAACUAUUAAAGAACUGCAUUGUAUGUAAUGUACAUAAAGAAUAAAGAUUGUAUUUUG